Rhizophagus irregularis DAOM 181602=DAOM 197198 is the source of this 1500-nucleotide messenger RNA. RefSeq lists its product as uncharacterized. The record is from RefSeq and is a predicted model, not a curated record. Lineage: Eukaryota; Fungi; Glomeromycota; Glomeromycetes; Glomerales; Glomeraceae. Gene Ontology annotation, biological process: Golgi to lysosome transport; protein targeting; intracellular protein transport. Gene Ontology annotation, cellular component: trans-Golgi network; cytoplasmic vesicle; clathrin adaptor complex.
AUUACGUUAAUUUAGUGAAAUGAUUUCACAAUUUUUUAUUUUAUCUCCUCAGCGAGGCGACACACUUAUAUUUCGCGAUUACCGACACGAUACUCCUCGAGAUGUACCUGACCUUCUUCUCGAUAAAUUAAAAACCUGGCAAAAAAACCAUGGAGCCGAACUAGACCCGCCUCCAAUAUUUAAUGUUGACGGUGUUAAUUUUCUUUUUACAAAUAUACAAGGGCUUUAUUUUGUUUGCACUACAAAGUUUAAUGUUUCGCCUUUUAUGAUCUAUGAAUUACUUGGACGUAUCGCAACUUUGAUAAAGGACUUUUGUGGAAUUUUAAGCGAGGAAUGUUUACGAUUAAAUUCUAGUUUAGUUUACGAAUUACUCGACGAAAUAAUUGAUUACGGAUAUGUUCAGACAACCUUGACCGAUCAAUUGAAAUCUUACGUAUAUGAAGAUCCAGUACCGGUUAAACGCGAAAAUAUAAUCAUUAAUUCGUUAGCCAAGUUAAAAGCCCCGGGGACAAACUUAGGGUCUUCAAGAAAUAGACCAAUUGUGCAUUCACGUGAUGAAAGAAGUUCUAAACAAAAUGAAGUCUACAUUGACAUGAUUGAACAACUUGUUGCUUCUUUUGCAUCUAAUGGAAUGACAGUACGAGCAGAAAUUAAUGGAUCAAUUCAAAUUAAGAGUUAUUUGCAAGGAAAUCCUGAAAUUCGAUUGGGACUAAAUUCCAAUAUUGUACUUGGAAGAGACAAAGAUAUAUCAAGUGACAAGUAUGGGAUCGUGUUUGAUGAUUAUAAGUUCCAUGAUUCGGUGGAUCCUACAGAUUUUAAUGAAUAUAGGCGAAUGGUCAUUUUUCCACCAGAAGGAGAGACUACAAUUAUGAAUUAUCGGAUAUCUAGUGACGUUAGUUUACCAUUUCGAAUUUUCCCAAUUCUUCUGCGUGACCCAAGAUGUCCAAAUAGAAUGGACAUCACUAUUAAAAUUCGAGCUGAUAUUCCGGAAGAUAAGUUCGUGAGUAAAUGUACGCUAACUGUACCUUUACCUCGCGUAACACAGAGUGUCUCGAACGAAAAUACGGAUGAUUCGAAUGAGCAAUCAUUCCAAUAUGAUAAUCGAAUCAAAAACAUCAUAUGGACUAUUAAUAAUUUAAAAGGUGGCACAGAACAAUCAAUAAAAGUCAAGAUUACAGGGGCUACUUCAUUUUCUGCUGUAGCAGAGCUGGAAAUAGGACCUAUUAGUCUUGAAUUUGAUAUUCCAAAUUACACUUGUUCUAAUAUUCAAAUCCGAAAAUUAAAAGUUUACGAAAAAAAUAAGUCAAUACCUCCCCAGCGUUGGGUUAGAUAUUUUACCAUAUCAGAAAGUUAUAUUUGUCGUGUCUGAAAAGGUAAGAAAGAGAUUAUGGAACACAAAAAAUACAAUAUAACAAUAAGGUAAAAGAUAGGUUAUGCAUAUAUUCUUUAAAUUCUUUAAUAAUUUAAAAUUAUUUAACAAAUAUAUGUAUACCGGUGAUU